Physeter macrocephalus (sperm whale) is the source of this 726-nucleotide messenger RNA. It is a transcript of the gene BLACAT1, whose product is annotated as BLACAT1 overlapping LEMD1 locus. Bases 381 to 482 code for a protein of 33 amino acids. The transcript is spliced from 5 exons. NCBI's taxonomy places the organism in Eukaryota, Metazoa, Chordata, Mammalia, Artiodactyla, Physeteridae. The record is from RefSeq and is a predicted model, not a curated record.
GGCACGCCGACCCCGGGGCUGGGGGGCUGCCAAAGAGAGGAGAAGAGAAAGAAAAAACUACAGCAGAGAAUCAGACAAGGAGUGAAGAGAGAGAGAAAGAGAUUGGAGAGGGAGAGAGAGAGAGAGAAAGAGACAAAGGAAGUGAGUGCGAGAGAGGAGACGGCUUAGCAUCCGAACUGUCCUGGUUCCUUCUCCCAGCCCCCACCUCGUCACAGUGAACAGAAAACUCGGCACGUUCUCAUCUUCCCCAAAGGAUCCCUGGGAGGGCAGGCCCAGGGGCAGAGGAAGGGCAGAGAAGUAAGCUGGAGGCAUCUGCGGAUGGCUGAGGCCAAGGAGACCUCAAUCUUCUCUGGUGAGCAGCCCCCAGCCUGGCCCAGGGCAUGCCCCAGUUCACUUUCGCUUGCUUCUGUGGCCUCCACGGUUUCUGCAAGAUGAAGAGGAAGAAGGAGGAAGUUCACAGAGAGCGGGAAACGGCGGUGUGAGCGGAACCAGGGCCCCUUCUUCAGCCCCCAGCAGGUCCUAGGCCCGAGGCACCUGCUUCUGUCUGAGGCUUGGAGCAGGAAGUUUCCUUCUGGCCAGGGCUCUUCCCAGGCGACCCGACCACCUGACCCUGUCUAACCUGCGAGCAUCAGCCUCCUGUGUGCCCUGGCCUCCUCCUGCCCCUGGGUUUCCAAUGCUGAGACCUUCCCGGAGAGAGGCCCCAGUCACACCAGGGGAAGCCCAGGA